Molecule: messenger RNA, 3753 nt
Organism: Mobula hypostoma (lesser devil ray)
Lineage: Eukaryota; Metazoa; Chordata; Chondrichthyes; Myliobatiformes; Myliobatidae
Product: hyaluronidase-5-like
Exons: 5
Coding region: 316-1875 (519 amino acids)
Biological process (GO): carbohydrate metabolic process; hyaluronan catabolic process
Cellular component (GO): acrosomal vesicle
Molecular function (GO): hyalurononglucosaminidase activity
Source: RefSeq, a predicted model, not a curated record
GCUGCAGUCCCAGAAUCAUCUGGCUCUGGAGUGUCUAUCGACAGUGCAAAUUGAUGGUUCCGGUUUACCGAAGCUUGUAAACGACGUCGAAUUACGUUGGCAGCGCACACCUUUACUUAACUUUACAACAGCUUUUCUGCGGCUAUGCCGCAAAGGCAAUUACUGUGUAUCUACUAGUGAAUUUCAGGUGAACAAUUAAACCUCACCAAGUGAAAUCAAAGCACGAGUUCGUAAAAGAAAACAGGAAGCACUCGCAGAGAUUUCCGUCCAAGAACCUGUAGAGUCUGUUGCCGACUGAAGUACCUUGAUGCAAUAAUGAGAUGCCAUAACUUUAAAUGCAGCCACAACAACCGUCUCUCUAUAGCAAUUAUACAGUUUACUCUACUUGCUUCCAGCUGCCUCAGCCAACCAUUACCUCAAACUGUGCAUCUCUUGAACAAGAUCUCCCCCUUCACUGCUUUGUGGAAUGCACCCACUGAAUUAUGUGACAGUCGAUUUGGUAUAACAAUAGAUUUGAGCCUGUUUGAAGUUGUUGGCAGCCCCUUAGAAUCCGCUACAGGACAACAGAUCACAAUAUUCUACCACAACAGACUUGGCUAUUAUCCAUAUUAUGAUGAGUUGACUAACGAAGCUUUUAAUGGUGGCUUACCUCAGCUGGUGUCUUUAUACCAUCACCUAUUAAAGACGAAGGAAGAUUUUCAGCACUAUAUUCCUUCAGAUGUGAAUCCUGGACUAGCAGUGAUAAACUGGGAAAACUGGAGGCCACAGUGGAUAAGAAAUUGGGACCAGAAAGAUAUUUACAGAAUAAAAUCUAUCAAGCUGGUUAUGGAACAAAAUGAUUUAAUGAAUAUGAAAGAUGCAACUGAGAUUGCCAAGAAUGAAUUUGAAGAACAUGCAAGAGAAUUAAUGUUAGCAACUUUAAAGUUGGGUAAAUCAUUAAGACCAAAUCACUUAUGGGGAUAUUACUUGUACCCAGAGUGUUAUAAUUACAACUACAAGGAUUCAGUUGUUAACUACACAGGGAGAUGCCCUGAUAUUGAAAUAGCAAGAAACAAUGAACUUCUCUGGCUUUGGAAUGAAAGCACAGCACUUUUUCCAUCCAUCUAUCUGCAGACAACACUACGAGAUUCGGUCGCUGCUGCUAAGUUUGUACGUCACCGUAUCGAAGAAGCAAAGCGUGUGGCAGUACUUUCUGCCCAGGAGUACUCUCCUCCUCUGUAUGUUUACACCCGCCCUGUGUUCACUGAUUCUCCCAUGGAAUAUCUAUCUGAGAUUGAUCUUCUCCACACUAUUGGGGAAAGUGCUGCUCUGGGAACAGCUGGGUUUGUUGUAUGGGGCAGUUUGAAUAUGACAGAAACAAGGCUGAUGUGUUUGACCGUUGAUAACUACGUUAAAGAAGUCCUGAAUCCUUACAUUGUUAAUGUGACAUCUGCAGCCAAGCUCUGCAGUAAAAUACUGUGCCUCAACAAAGGGCGGUGUGUGCGGAAGGUCUGGGACUCUGCUCAUUACCUGCAUUUGAACCCUGCGAACUUCAGGAUAAGGAGAACCAACAAAGGAUACAUAGUUAUAGGACAAGCUUCUUUUGAAGAUAUAAUCUUCUUUGCUGAAAAUUUUAUUUGCCAGUGCUAUGCAGGGCAGACUUGUGAAUCGGUUGCUGAUAUAGCGAACUAUAUCACUGAACUGGACACCUGUGUUAAUCCAGACUAUUGCAUCAAUCUGGAUACCUACAUAGAAAUGCCCACCAAGUCACAAAUUACAAAUCUAAUGUCAACUACGUCUUCCCCAAAUUCUGUUUAUUCUAGCAAUGGCAAUGUUGGCUCGCUAGUUUGUACAGCUAUUAUUGCAUGCUAUGUAGUGCAUCAAAUGCUGUUUUGAAGAAAAUACCUGUACUCUAUCAUCUCUAAAACAUUUUUUAUUUACUUAGUAACUGCAGCACAACAGGGAUUUUACUUGAAGCAUUGCCCAUUGACUCUGUCUCUGGUUGAUUUUGUAUAGACUCUGUUACUGAUGUUUAUUUGUUUCCGUCAGGUAGAGUUUGCUCAUGUUCACGUGGUAUACUGAAGUAAUUGUGGACGAUUCAAAAAAAUAUGGCCUGUCUCUGUUAAAAACUGUCAAUUAAUGUUUGAGUAAUAGGCCACAGAAUUUUAUUUCUACAACAAUUAAAAUAAAAUUGGACCAUUUGAGUAUCUGUUGUAAAGUGAUACAAUUCCAUUUCAGCAUUCUAACUUAAGAAUCUGUGAGAUUCUAAUCUCUUAAAGCACUGGUGAAAAUGGAGAUGAAGAGAGGUUUCCAUAUAUUAGUAAGUGACCUUUGAAAAGAGAGGACAGAGCACAUUGUCUGCUGUGCUAGUCUCUGUUCAUCAUCAGGUAAAUGUCAUAGAAAGUUACAGCAGGAAACAGGCCCUUCGGCCCAUCAACUCUACACCUGCCACGCAUUUGCACAAAUCCUUCAGUUCCACUUUUCGUUUUCCCAACCUUCUCAUGACCAUCCACUCCCCCACCCCCACCCCACCCCACCCUUAUUAUAUUUAAUACUGACAAAUGCACACAUUCAUAGAACACAAAGUCCACAUAGACACUCCUCCCCCCCACCCACCCACCCCCCAGGAGAUUAGGAUUGAACCUGGGCCACUGUGCUACUCCGUAUGGAAUAUGAAAAAAAAACUUCCAAGCAAGAAAUCUGAACUAAAUACAACUUCAGUGUACUUAAUAGGACAAGCUUCCUAUCCCAGGUGUCAUUAUGGUUAACUCUCAAUAUUGGACAAAUUUCAUUAUCUCCCACGUCAUUAUUUUCUAGAUGCUCUAUUACCACAUCCUUAAGAGAUUCCAACAAUUUCCCUAUUUUUGACAUCAGGAAAAUUGGUCCUUGUUGCCCCUCUGCCCCUCUGCCCCUCUCUUUAUUAUUGGUUUGUGGAAACUGUUCAAGUAUCUGUGGAAUUUUAAGGUGAAUGCCAGAGCAUUCAUUAUCUCUACAGGUCACUUUCAAAAGAGGUUCCUGUGGAGAUAGUGAAUGCACUAGCAGGUAUCUUUACUAGGGCAGAUCAAUUGAUCCUGGAGAGUAAUUGUUUUUAAUGUCCAUUAGUUUCCAAAACUAGUUUCUUACAAAUGCUGAUUAUUUUAAUUCCUCAUUUAAUCUGGACCUAUACAGCUCUACCAUUCACAUCAAGUUUUCAGUGCUUUCUUCCCUAAAACAGACAAAAAAUGCUUCUUUCUUUAGGUUGAGGCAAAGGAUAUCGGCAAGCUGAAGAUAAACUAGAGUAUACUUCCUCUGAUGCUUACUCAUGCCUUAAUAUAAUGUCUGCCAAUUUAAUCUGUUAGUGAUGUGCAUUAAUUUAAACUGUAAUUUUUAACAAUCUAUAGGAGUUCCUAUAAUAUGUUUUGGGUUUCACAUUAACCUGCUAUCAUUUUAGUUUCCUUUCUUGAUUUCUGAAGUGUUCCCAUUUCUCAGCCUUACUCUUUUUGUCAACAUUUUAAGCCUUUGCUUUUAAUCUAAUUUUAAUUCCUCUUGGCAGCCAUAUGUGAAACACUCUUCAUGUGCUUGUUUUUGCCUUAAAGGGAGUAUAUAUUACUUGUAAACUACUGCAUAUAUUAUUUUUAAACAUUAACCAUUGUUGUUUCCACUGUCUUACCUUUUGAUUCAUCAUAAUCAAAAUAUUAGAAUCUGGUUUAUUAUCAUUUGUCAUGCAAUUUGUUGUCAUGAAUAAAUUACUUCGUAAGUUACAAUAAGAAAUAUAUUUAAAAAUAAAGAGCAUAA